Thalassophryne amazonica is the source of this 1728-nucleotide messenger RNA. RefSeq lists its product as uncharacterized. Bases 31 to 1575 code for a protein of 514 amino acids. Lineage: Eukaryota; Metazoa; Chordata; Actinopteri; Batrachoidiformes; Batrachoididae. Gene Ontology annotation, biological process: response to endoplasmic reticulum stress; protein folding. The transcript is spliced from 11 exons. The record is from RefSeq and is a predicted model, not a curated record. Gene Ontology annotation, cellular component: endoplasmic reticulum.
UGCACGCUGUCAACUUGUGAGUAAAUCGACAUGAGCAGACUGUUGGUGCUGGGGAUGACGGCCUUCUGCCUCUACGUGUCGAUCAUCGCUGACACGCAGCCUGAGCGACAGGAAGACAAAUCAUUCCCCGAGAAAAACAGAGUUUUGCAGCUGGGGAAAGCAAAUUUCAACAGGGCACUGAGGAAAUACAAGCAGCUCCUGGUACACUUCUAUACACCUCUGUCUGCAGAUGGCUAUCGUGUGUCAGCAGCAUUCGAAGAUGCUGCCGCAGAGCUUCAGGGAUCAGAGGUCAAACUGGCAAUGGUUGAUGCAACACAGGAGAAAGACCUUGUGAAACAACUCAACGCAACAGGGCCCCCCACAAUCAGGCUGUAUCUUUCUGGAGAUAAACACAACCCUGUUCCCUGCCCGGUUCCACAGAACGCUGCUUCCAUUUUGACCUGGCUGAAGAGGAGGGUGGGGUCUGCUGCAGACCUCAUCACUGAUCUUAGUGAAUCAGAGGCUUCAAAGGAAUUACUAGUGGUUGGGAUUUUUAAGGACCUGAGCCAUGAGUAUGUCCAGGUCUUCUAUGAUGCUUGUGUUGAGCUUCCUGACGUCAGCUUUGUCGUGACUCAGAACGAAGAACUCAUUCGCAAAUAUGAUGUCACACAUGAUGUUGUGCUGUUGCUCAAGAAGUCCAAGCUCACCCAGGCUUACAAAAUGACUCCAGAGACAUCGAAAGAGAUGCUGGUCGUCUUUAUCACAGUCUACCAGAUGGAGCCAGUUACUGAGUACACUGGGAAGACAGCCAGUCAGAUCUUAGCAUCACCAGUAUUAAACCACACCCUCCUCUUUGUCAACAAAAGCUCGACUGACUUUAAAGAGAUCUACUCUGCUUUCUACACGGUUGCUGAAGCUUUUAGGUUGAAGAUGUUGUUUGUGCUGGUGAACGUGGAUGAGUCUCGUAAUGGCAGGCUAAUGGAGUAUUUCCGGGUUCGGGAUUUUGAGGCUCCCCUCAUCCGAGUGGUCAAUCUGACAAACCAUGUGACUUACCACCUGCCCUCUGACACACUGGAUGUGGAAACCAUUCAAAACUUCUGCCAGUCUUACUUAGAUGGCAAAGCUAAGCCUAAAUUGCAAAGUGAGCCGAUACCUGAAGGAUGGGACACACAGCCAGUGAAGGAGCUGGUGGGAAUGAAUCUGGAGAAAGUUGUCUUUCACCCCAAUAAGACUGUAUUUGUUCUUUUCUAUCUGUCCUACAGUAAAAAGUCCCGUGCCGUGUUCCCGCUGUGGGAGGAGCUCGCCGAGGCCUUCAAAGAUCGGGAGGAUGUGGUCAUCGCUCGUAUAGAUGCCUCAGCCAAUGACAUUGAUAUGUCAAUGCAGGGCUCCUACCCGUCACUCUGCCUAUUUCCUGCUUUAUAUGCUGAAAGGGUGGUGGUUUACACUGGUGAGCGGAAGUUGAAGACCCUGAUCAAAUUUGUAGAUAAAGAGAUGGAGAAAGCCAAAAAAGACAGAGUGAAGGAGGAUGCAGACAGAAAGAAGUACAUUAAGGCCAUGAAAGCUGAAGAAGCAAAGAAAACCAAAGAAGAGCUUUAAUCCAUAGAAGAAAUAGAGUACAUGUUAUUUUUUUUUGUCUAUGCCACCAAGAUGCCAUCAAGCAUCUGAAUAGUCAAAUUCAAAAAAACUCUCAGGUCAAAAUCUCUGACAGCUACAAGGUUUUUGGAUUAUUUAGCCUCAGAGGGAUCGUGU